Blastomyces gilchristii SLH14081 is the source of this 3893-nucleotide messenger RNA. RefSeq names its product AAT family amino acid transporter. Bases 1967 to 3646 code for a protein of 559 amino acids. Gene Ontology annotation, biological process: amino acid transmembrane transport. NCBI's taxonomy places the organism in Eukaryota, Fungi, Ascomycota, Eurotiomycetes, Onygenales, Ajellomycetaceae. Gene Ontology annotation, molecular function: amino acid transmembrane transporter activity. The record is from RefSeq and is a predicted model, not a curated record. Gene Ontology annotation, cellular component: membrane. The transcript has 4 exons.
CCCAAACGCCGUAGGAUUAGGAUAUCUUUUCGCUCCUCGCGAUUAAGGCGGCGUCGAUGUGUCUGAGUCCGGGUUUUGGCCGCUGCGGGCGGAACUUGGUAAGGGGAUUCCGCACUGAUGGAGGGCGGUGCCGCCAUGAUGGGACGAAUUGAAGUUGAAGAUGGAGGCAUAGUGGCAGUGCCGUUGUCCAUAAUAAAAAAAUAAUAAUAGCUUUGGGGCUAAACAAAAACUCCGACAGAGCUGAUCGUCGAUAGCUCCCAUGUUGCUCAGCGAAAUGUCCCAUCACGUGGGCUUUAGAAAGGCGUUUGGCGCUUCCUUUGCCGCGCUAAUGAUACGCCAUCUGCGGCCGUUUAGGAUGACAGGGGGAACUGCCUUGGACACCGUUAGUUACCAUACCGUGGGGACGAGCUUGGGAAGCUGGCCCUGGAGUUAAGCUAUUUGUCUGCGAACAUGGGAUAUGGAAGACGACGAGAUUAUUUGAUAGGGAAAUGCGAAUUAGGGCUGCAGGCCUACACGUGAUCCUCACCUCCCUCCAUCCGGUUUUGAUCCUUCGAUUGUCCCUAGACAACACCACACAGCAGAAAAGGGGAUUACAGCGUGUGUUUUGACCCAGGAAACGUGUUUUGAUUCACUGGACAACAUUUGUAAGUGCAGGUUCAGUUUAUCAUUGCAUAUCUGCAGCUUGCACUGAGAAGCCCCCACCGGUUCUGAGGACCACCUCAUAGAGAUAGAUAUCAUUCUAACUUGCGUUAUGGAGCGUGAUUCAAUAUUGUGGUUCAAGUUUAGCUCCAUCACCCGCUUCCAAUAAGUACAUGUACAUGUACAAUUACCCGAACCACUUACUUUUCUAAAACAUCUCUUUGCUAAAGCAGGGGAGGAACCUAGAAGAUGCAUCCGCAAAAUUGACCUGGUGCAUCCCGCCUCGUGGGGAAGCUGUACAACUCUGCCGAUCGUCUGGGAGAUACUGUGGACACCGAAGUCAUACCAAGGUGGAUAGACUCCGGGUUAGGAUAUGCUCCCGUUCCAGCAGCCUGUUCUUGUCUUACUCCGUGGACAGGAGUAAUUAACGACCUUGAACGGAGAUCGGAUGAGAAUGCCCUUCCCGAUAUGUGAGAGCGUGGUCUCAAUAUGCAACUAGAGCAUGAAUCUGACAGACUGCAACUGGUGCAACUGUGAGGUUCCUGUUCAUGAAAUGAUAAUGGGAGCUCUCAAGCCUAUGCCUAAAGAUGGCUGGGAACAAUCGAGCAGUAGUGACCGAAGAUUCAAGGUACGCUGACAUCUUAAUAUGGUUAUAUCUCCAUGGAUGCCAUGCAUUUCAAUCGAGAUAGGCCUAUAUGGUGGUUUCUGCUAUUGUACAAACACCUACAGAAUCGUCAGAACCCGUCUCAGCAGGCUCAUUCCUCGGCGUAAUUUCCAGAGCUCGGCAGACAUGCAUCGGCUUGCAAGCCGACCAUGUUAUUACCUGCAUACCUUCAUACAAAUUAGCAUAAACACCAACAUUCGGACGACUUCCACGACCCUCUUAUCUAAAUACAUGGUUGUGUGAUACCAAUUCCGGAGUCGGGAUAACAUCGGUGUCACCUAUUCGCCACACGGGUGUUGCAUCGUUGCCGAUCGCAGAUUGGAAUUUGCAAAAUUUUGCAUUUGCAGUCGAGUCGCCAUGCCCUAUUUCCUCUUAUAUUACUGAUCAAUUGGUAUUGUCCGUUUGGCUUCCAACUGCUGUCACAUUUUCGUUACUUAAUAUUUCUUUGUUUUUAUUUAUUUUUUCCAAUCUUUCUGGUCAUAUCUUGAGCUGAGGAAGUCCCACUCUUUGCCAAUUGUGGGAAAAACUCUGUUUCUCCUCUUGCAGUAUCCGUGUCUCGACUUCCCACCUGCUAUAGUCUCUCGUCAAUCAUUAUAUCGUCUUAGCAAAUUCCCUAAUUUGGAUUCCCAACAAACCUUUCCAAGCUAAGUGGGAGCAUCGAGAAUGGGAGAGCCGAGAGACCACAUAUCAUUGGCCCAGGAUGAGAAGAGGCCGAAGGGUACAGAGGGUAACCCCCCUCCAGGCCUGAAUUAUGACUCGGAUGAGUUAGCAAAGUUGCAGCCCCGCGAGCUGCCUCAGCUCAAGAGGAAGCUGAAGAGCAGACACCUUCAGAUGAUUGCUAUUGGAGGAACGAUCGGUACUGGCCUGUUCAUUGGUAGCGGGGGUGCAAUUUCAAAGACCGGCCCCGCGGGCGCCCUGAUCGCGUAUGCCUUCGUCGGGUCUAUCGUAUAUUCGGUCAUAGUUUCACUUGGAGAAAUGGCAACCUAUAUACCAAUAGCUGGCGCCUUUACUUCAUACGCUACCCGCUUCGUCGACCCUAGCCUUGGCUUCGCGAUGGGUUGGAUAUACUGGUUUUCAUGGCCCAUUACUUUCGCCCUCGAAUUGACGGCGACAGGCCUCAUCAUUCAAUAUUGGAACGAUCAAAUCCCCAUUGGCAUCUUCAUAGCUGUCUUUUGGGUCUUCAUUACGUUAAUCAACAUGUUGCCCGUCAGCUUCUACGGCGAGAUCGAGUUCUGGUUCUCCAGCGUCAAAGUCAUCACUGUUAUUGGCUUCAUGAUUUUUGGCAUUUGCAUCAAUGCCGGUGCAGGCCAGCAGGGCUAUAUAGGAUUUAAAUACUGGCACAAUCCCGGCGCGUUCGCCCCAUACCUCCUUGAAGUCAUCGGACAUGAUAAAGUUGCUACCGCUAAAUUCAUCGGGUUCUGGGCGACUCUUAUCCAAGCCGGCUUCUCAUAUCAGGGCACUGAAUUAGUUGGCAUCGCGGCUGGAGAGACAGAAAACCCGCGCAAGGCCGUACCGGCAGCAAUUAAGAAGACGUUCUACCGCAUCCUCUUCCUCUUCGUCCUGACAAUCUUCUUUAUCGGGAUCCUGAUACCAUUCACAAACCAAGACCUUCUGUCAAAAGCCUCCGACGCUUCCGCGUCCCCGUUUGUUAUUGCUGCCAAACUCGCCGGUGUCAAUACACUCCCAGGCCUCAUCAACGUCGUUCUCCUCACUGUGGUUAUCUCCGCUGCUAACUCCAACGUCUACUCCGGUAGUAGAGUACUGCUUGGCCUUGCUCAGGACGGCUGUGCGCCCAAAAUUUUCACCAGGACCACUACCGCCGGUGUACCAUGGGUAAGCAUUUUAUUUACAGCCGCCUUUGGCCUGCUAGGCUUCCUCAACGUAUCCAACAGCGGCUCUGUGGUUUUCGAAUGGCUCAUGAACAUCAGCAGUAUCGCCGGCUUCAUCUCAUGGUCAUGCAUUAACGGCUGCCACCUAAGCUUUAUGCGGGCGCUGCGGGCGCGGAAUAUUAGCCGCGACGCACUACCUUACAAAGCACCCUUCCAGCCCUACCUGGCCUGGUACGGCCUCCUCUUCAACAUCCUUAUCAUCAUCACCCAAGGGUUUACGGCAUUUAUACCAUGGAAUAUAUUGAAUUUUUUCGUCAGUUAUAUUAGUUUAAUUCUGUUCGUGGUGUUGUAUGCGGGGCAUAGGAUUGUGUACCGCCCGAGCUUUGUCCAGCCGUUGGAGGCGGACUUAGAUACGGGCCGGCUGUUGGCUGAUGCGGAAACUUGGGAGACUACUAGAGUCCCGACGACGGCGUGGGAACGUGUUCAGCAUCGGAUGCAUCUUAUGUUUUGGUAAUAGUAGGGGUGAUGCUCCUAUCUAUCCAGGCGUCUCUUUUUCUGCUUCUAUAUUUGCCAUCUUCCCCUCUGUUUGUUCGCUGCUCAUAUGUAUAUUGUACUUAUCUUGUAUUUCUAUCAACUUCCUUUUCCGUUGAUUGAUUGAGGAUUCGAUGGAUUGAGAACCUGUGGAUUCAACCAGUUUAUGUGAUACAUUAAAAGAUUUUAUGAUCGUGUGGUAGUCAGGGCGGAGCGGCUGAACAGGUGGC